Mya arenaria is the source of this 3392-nucleotide messenger RNA. RefSeq names its product receptor-type tyrosine-protein phosphatase epsilon-like. Bases 1 to 3336 code for a protein of 1111 amino acids. Gene Ontology annotation, molecular function: protein tyrosine phosphatase activity. Gene Ontology annotation, biological process: protein dephosphorylation. NCBI's taxonomy places the organism in Eukaryota, Metazoa, Mollusca, Bivalvia, Myida, Myidae. The transcript is spliced from 28 exons. The record is from RefSeq and is a predicted model, not a curated record.
AUGGCACCCCCAAUCGUCUAUGGAUCGUACAACUACUCCAAAAUGAAUGCAAUUGACAACGUAACUAAAAACAAUACCGACGCCUGCGGAUGCUGCAGCGCAACUAUGGACAAUAAUUGGUGGCAGAUCGACUUGGGAAAGAAAUAUCUAAUAAAUGAGAUGCGUAUUUAUGGUAGAGGAGAUGGGAAAUGGUGGGAUGAUAACGGACCUCUUAAUGUCAGUGUUCGAAACGCCUCCUCCGUGUUGAGUGUUUUGUAUAAUAUGAAAGACGUGCGGUACUCCUAUAUACUUCCGUUUUCCAAACCAAUGCUUGCAGUCCUGGUAACUACGGAUAUGGUUGUCUACAUGAAGGUCACUGUGCUGAAGAAUACGACAUGGCCACAGGGGCGUGCUCAGUUUGCAUUCCGGGAUGGAAAAAUUCAGCCUGUGACCAAACAUGUGACCCCGGAGAGUAUGGAGCAGGGUGUACAUUACGCUGUGGUCAUUGUAGUGGAGGAAACACAACGUGCAACACGGUCGACGGAAAUUAAUGCCCCGCCGGAGAGUAUGGACUCGAGUGUGCGUCACAUUGCGGUCAGUGUAUUGGUGGCAACACAACAUGCAACACGGACAAUGGUCAUUGUCCGAGUGGAUGUGCAUCUGGUUACAAAGGAGAAGUAUGCAAGAAUCUCUGUGAUCCCGGAGGGUUUGGCCCUAACUGUGCAUCCAAUUGUGGCUACUGUCAUGGCGGCAACACGACGUGUGACACGCACAGCGGGCACUGCCCAGACGGAUGUGCCACUGGAUACAAAGGAUACUUCUGUAAAACCAAGUGUAGCCCCGGAGAGUAUGGACCCGAGUGUACGUCAAAUUGCGGUCAGUGUAGAGAAGGAAACACAACGUGCAACGUCUACAGCGGUCAUUGUCCGAGCGGAUGCGCAUCCGGAUACAAAGGAGAUGUAUGCUCAACUCUGUAGCGAUGGAAACACCACUUGCGACGUCUACAACGGCCAUUGUUCAAGCGGAUGUGCAACCGGAUACAGAGACGAUAUUUGCUCAGCUCUGUGUGACCCGGGAGAGUAUGGAGAUGGAUGCGCAUCUCGUUGUGGCUACUGUAGUGAUGGGAACACAACAUGCAACAAGUUCGACGGCCACUGUCCGAACGGAUGUUCCCCAGGAUACAAUAAUGACACAUGCCAUUCUAAAUGCGAAGAUAAACGAUUUGGGACAAACUGUUCGAAAGAGUGCCAUUGUGAGGAGUGUCAUCAUAUCAAUGGGUCCUGUUCGUACUUCUCAGAGCCAUGUUAUUCGGGAUACCAAGGGGAUUCCUGCACCGAAAAACUUACACAAUCCGAAUCAACAUCACCAACCGGUGGUAUUGUCGGAGGUUUAAUGGGUGCACUAGUAGCUGUAGCAGUUGGUGUUGGUGUCUUCUUUAUUAUCAGAAGAAGAAAGCUGAACAGCGAUAAGACUACCAAAGACGUUUCAAAUAAACCACCGGCAAGAUCAAAUCCUGGCAAACCUGAUUCAUUUGAAAUAAGGAAUAAUGCUUCCAACAAACCUUCGUAUUCUAACAACGAACCUGCAAACGAGGGUGAUUACUACAGUUUUAACGACGCCGCCCCUGGAAUUAAAAUUCAAGAUUUGUGGAGUUACGUCAGGGAAAAAAUGAAAAAUAAUCGAAAACAUCUCUAUGACGAGUUUGCGACGUUGCCAACUGGACUUGUUCAUAAACAUGAUGUCGCAGCUCAGGAAAAGUACAAGGGCAAAAACAGAUACAAGGAAAUGUAUGCAUACGACCAUUCACGGGUACCACUUGAAAAAGCAAAGCCAGAUGAUCCAGACUAUAUCAAUGCUUGUUUCAUCGAUGGUUAUGAGAAAGUAAACAAAUUCAUCGCAUCGCAAGGUCCGACGAAGAACAUGAUUGAUGACUUUUGGCAGAUGGUUUGGCAACAGAAGGCUGACAAAAUUGUUAUGCUGACAAAUCUUAUAGAAAUGGCCUCGAUAAAAUGCAUACAAUACUGGCCAGAGAAAGGUGACAUCUGCUCAUACGGUGGCAUAGAUAUAUCAUACAUCGACACGAAAGAAUUCAAAGACUACAAUAUACGCACAUGGGAAGCGGAGAAGACUGGCAGUAAACCACGUCGAAUACGCCAAUUCCAUUUGAAAACCUGGCCUGACAAGGACGUUCCAGACAGUGCUUGGUGCCUCGUUGAUUUCUGGAAAGCUGUUGACACUACCAAAUCUGCAAAUGAAUCGCCGAUUGUUGUGCACUGCAGUGCUGGAGUUGGUCGGACUGGGACGUUCAUCGCCCUUGACAACCUGAUACACCAGGCAAAAACAGAAAAGUGCGUAAGACCUCUUCAAAUGGUGCAGACACUGCGCAGACAGAGGGUGAACAUGGUGCAGACGAAGGAACAGUACGUGUAUCUCCACGAAGCUAUAGCAGAGGCUCUGCUGAUCGGCACACACCACGUGCACUCCAAGCAAUUUGAUAGUUUCUACAAGCACAUGAUCAGCAAGGAGCCCGGGUCGCUGAGGACGAGAGUUGAAGAACAGUUCGAUCUGAUUGAAAAUGGAAUCACAGAAGAAGUGGUACAGGAAAGUGGUCAUGAAUAUGGAAACAUGGAAUCCCUGCAAUCUGAAAUAGAUGCAUAUCGCCCUAAGCUGAAAAACAGAGGAUCCAACAUAGUCCAAAGACUUGGAACCAUUUUCUUGCCGAACUACGCGAAUAAGAACACAUUUCUGGUGGGCAUGUCGCCGACAGAACAAACGUUGGAAGAAUUCUGGUCCUUGAUUGAGGAACAACACAUCACCACCGUCAUCAUGCUGACGUCACAGUCACAUGCCGCGUACAAGACUUGUCAGUACCUUGGAAGCAGUGACGGAAGACAAAUCGGCAAGUUUAAAGUCAACUGUAUCCAUGAGAAGCAGAACAAAUCUUUCCAAGAAAAGUGUUUCUCAUUCAGGGACGUAAACCACGAGGAUGAGGAUUAUCUAACGACAAUCCGCCAGUUUGAGUUUUCGGCGUGGCGGGAAUGUGAGGAAACGCCUAUCGCGGUACAGCCGAUGCUUGAUAUUUUGGAGGCAGUCAACAAGUGGCAGCCUCACCUCGGCGAUACUAGACCUAUUCUCAUACAUUGCGAAUCAGGAUAUCGCGGCAGUGGGGUGGUAGCUGUACUUCUGAAUGAAGUUCAUCGGGUGCAAGACAACAAGGGCCAGAUAAACAUCGUGGAGAGCGUAAAGACCAUGAAACAACGGAACAAAGAUAUAGUGCAGAAUCCGGCACAACUUCGGUACAUCUACGACGUCAUGCAAGAACAUGUCAAACAGAUCAAUAUCUAUCAAAAUCUGUAGGUCAAAACAGAAUAGUGAUUCCCAUGUGUACAUUUUUUGUCACAAAUAUAGCAUCA